Fusarium sp. VM40 is the source of this 912-nucleotide messenger RNA. The record is from the annotation of a GenBank genome assembly. NCBI's taxonomy places the organism in Eukaryota, Fungi, Ascomycota, Sordariomycetes, Hypocreales, Nectriaceae.
AUGUCUGCACUGACGGAAAUCUCGCUUCCAAGCUUUCAAAAGAUUGCUUCGGGCAAAGUGCGCGAUCUCUUCGAGCUGCCCGACAAAAACACCCUCCUUUUUGUGGCCUCUGACCGAGUGUCUGCAUACGAUGCUGUUCUCAAAAACCCUAUUCCAGACAAGGGAAAGAUUCUGACUCUUGUUUCGGCGCAUUGGUUCAAGGUUUUGGUGGACCGUAUUCCUGGUCUGCGCACCCAUUUCAUCAGCCUUGAUCUUCCUAAAGGCGUUACCGCUGAGGAGGCAAAAAUCAUUAAGAACAGAUCAAUGAUCGUCAAGAAGCUUUCUGUUAUCAAGAUCGAAUCCAUUGUACGAGGCUACCUGACUGGAUCCGCUUACAAGGAGUACAAGAAGAGCGGAACCGUCCAUGGCAUCGCCGUUGAGCCUGGCAUGGAGGAAGCCCAGAAGUUCAAGCAGCCCCUCUGGACACCAAGCACCAAGGCCGAUGCCGGAGAGCAUGACGAAAACAUCCAUCCUGAUGAUGCUUGGAAGGAAGUUGGCGACCGUGAGACUGCAGACCGUGUCAAGGAGCUUUCUCUUCAGAUCUAUGAAGAGGCCGCUAAGUACGCCGAAGAACGAGGCAUUCUCCUUGCUGACACCAAGUUUGAAUUCGCCAAGGAUGGAGAGGGAAAUAUCUACCUCGUUGACGAAGUCUUGACCCCUGACUCUUCUCGAUUCUGGCCAGCUGCUGGCUACAUGCCCGGUCGCGACCAGGACAGCUUCGACAAGCAGUUCAUCCGAAACUGGCUCACCAAGGAAGGACUCAAGGGCAAGGAAGGCGUGGAGCUACCCCAGGAUAUCGUUCAAGCUACAUCGGACCGCUACAGAGAGGCCUUCCUCAUGUUGACUGGUAAGAAGUUCGAAGAUAGCCAAUAG